Symbiodinium pilosum is the source of this 645-nucleotide messenger RNA. The record is from the annotation of a GenBank genome assembly. Lineage: Eukaryota; Dinophyceae; Suessiales; Symbiodiniaceae.
AUGACAGGCAGUAUUAUACAGACCGGCCCAACCUACGGCUUUAUCCAGUCUGAUGCGGGCGAGAAAGUGUUUGUUAUGCCUGGAUCCUGCACUGCUUUUACCGGCGAGGUUGCCUUUCCGCCAGUGAACACCAGAGUUGUCUACAACGUGGUUUUGGACAACAAGACCAAAAGACCCAGAGCCGAGAAUGUGCGGCCGGAGGGUGCAGCCUUGGCAACCAUGGCUCCCUCUCAGCCCUCCAUGGCCUCCAUGGCUUUGGGCGGAGUGCAGGAGUACUCUGGAACCGUCCAGCAGAAAGGUGAUAAGUACGGAUUUAUCUUGCAAGAUGAUGGGCAGAAACUCUUCGUGAUGCCCUUUUCUUGCCCCACCUACGGCUCGGUCAUACCGCCGGAAGGCACCCGCGUUAGCUACGCGGUGGUCGUAGAUGGAAAAACUGGUCGACCCCGCGCCGAAGAUGUUCGGCCUGAGGGGACAGCUGGCCAGGGAAUACCAGCUCCCAAGGGCAAAGGAGGGGGCGGAGGCAACUGGACCAAUGGCUGUGGCAAAGGACCAGUGGGAGGACCAGUCGGAGGACCAGUAGGAGGACCAGUAGGCGGACCAGUGGGAGGCAAUGGGGCCUUCGCUCCGAGAUAUUCACCCUACUAG